ACAAUGCCUGGAAAUAAUAAGGACAGCAGCUUAGGACAGGCUGUGUGUCGGCAUUGCCGUUGCCUUUUACUCUGUCUCCGAAACUUCUUCAUUAACUAAUUAACAACCAUCACCGUUUCACCGUUCACCGUCCACCGUCCACCGCCCACCGCCACUCAACGGAUGAGGAAAGAACCGCCACCUACCUCUUCCCCCUCCUCCACCGUCGCCAAGCUCUUUGUCUGCUUCGAAACUAAGCCCCUUGUUGCCACAUUACUAGCUCUCACUCUUCUCCUCCUCAUUUGGAACCUUCCUCCCUACUACCAAAACCUCCUCUCCACUACCCUCCCCUGCUCCGCCCCCUCCGACACUCCCACCACCACACCCGCAUCGGCAACUGCAACUACUACUUUACUUGCCAGUGCCACCAAUGCGUCAGUGCCUUAUACUGCUGCCCCUGUUGCUGAGAAGAAGUUCGCCGCUCCCAAGCCCUCCGAUCCAAACAAGCGAAUCUUUCAAGCCUAUGGCAACGCCGCUGCUCUGUUUGUCCAGAUGGGUGCUUACAGGGGCGGACCCACGACCUUUGCGGUGGUGGGCCUCGCUUCCAAGCCUAUUCACGUCUUCGGCCGUCCCUGGUUUAAAUGCGAGUGGAUCUCCAACAAUGGAUCGUCUUUCAGGGCAAAAGCCUAUAAAAUGCUACCCGAUUGGGGCUAUGGUCGUGUCUAUACCGUCGUCGUCGUCAAUUGCACUUUCCCUUUUAACCCUAACCGGGGAAACGUCGGAGGCAGGCUUAUGGUUAAUGCCUAUUACGGCGAGUCUCCGAGGAAGUAUGAAAAAUUCAUGGCUCUAGAAGAGGCACCUGGGUCUUACGACGACUCCAAGUACCACCCGCCUUUCCAGUACGAGUAUUUGUAUUGUGGGUCGUCUCUGUACGGGAACCUGAAUGCGGACAGGAUGAGAGAAUGGAUGGCUUAUCACGCUUGGUUCUUCGGACCCAGCUCGCAUUUCGUAUUCCACGAUACGGGUGGGGUGACACCUGAGGUGAAGGCAGUGCUGGAGCCAUGGGUUCGAGCUGGGAGGGUCACGGUGCAGGAUAUUAGUGCGCAGGCUGAGUUCGAUGGGUAUUAUUAUAAUCAGUUUUUGAUUGUGAAUGAUUGUCUGCAUCGGUAUAGACAUACUGCCAAUUGGACAUUUUACUUUGAUGUGGAUGAAUAUAUUUAUUUGCCUGAGGGGAAUACUCUGGAAUCGGUUCUGAAUGAGUUUUCCGAUUAUACUCAGUUCACUAUUGAGCAGAAUCCAAUGUCUAGUGUGCUCUGCUUGAAUGAUUCCUCCCAAGACUAUUCCAGGGAAUGGGGAUUUGAGAAGCUUCUCUUCAGGGAAUCAAGAACAGGAAUUAGGCGGGACAGGAAAUAUGCGAUACAGGCGAAGAAUGCAUAUGCUACAGGGGUUCAUAUGUCUGAAAAUGUGAUUGGGAAGACACUACACAAGACAGAGACAAAGAUACGGUAUUAUCACUAUCACAACUCAAUUACAGUACAUGAAGAGCUGUGCCGGGAAUACCUCCCCUUAUCAGCCAAGAACAAUGUGACAUGGUAUAAUAAGCUACCUUAUGUCUACGAUGAUAACAUGAAGAAGCUAGUCAAUACAAUCAAGGAUUUUGAGCGCAAAACCAUUGGAAAUGCACAGGCUAACUCAUGAUUCGUUGAUCCCAAAAUACAAGCUACCACUACAGACAUCAUAUUACAUGGUGGCAAUAUGCAUUUAUGGGGUUCCAAUUCAUGCCCUGCUGCUUCUUGUGAUGAUUCCUUAUUUGGGUUGCUCAAAGUUUACUCCUUUUUACUUGCUGGACUGCCCCACCCAGUGGCAUGAGUGAUGGGAAACCAACGGAAAAAGUGAAGGGACGGGGGGGCCUAUAUCUGUUGAUUUGUUCAUAAAGGUGAGUGCUUUAGAUGUACCAUUCCAUUUCUUUUUUAUUUUAUUAAUCUCUCUUUUAUCAUCCUCAUAAUAAUUAAAUCUCAUUUUAGAUCUCUAGUGGGGAUAUUGUAAAAUUGUUUGUUAACACUUUCCUCCAAUUGUUGCAAAUGUAUAAACUUUUGAUUUGAUACUGUAAGAGAUUAAAGUAAUUAAAGGUGG
Molecule: messenger RNA, 2112 nt
Organism: Rubroshorea leprosula
Lineage: Eukaryota; Viridiplantae; Streptophyta; Magnoliopsida; Malvales; Dipterocarpaceae
Source: the annotation of a GenBank genome assembly